Cadophora gregata is the source of this 387-nucleotide messenger RNA. RefSeq lists its product as uncharacterized. NCBI's taxonomy places the organism in Eukaryota, Fungi, Ascomycota, Leotiomycetes, Helotiales, Ploettnerulaceae. The coding region runs from base 1 to 387 and encodes 128 amino acids. The transcript is spliced from 2 exons. The record is from RefSeq and is a predicted model, not a curated record.
AUGCGGUUUUAUCAACCAUGGAAUUCAAUCGAAGGCGAGGCUGCAAAACAAGUGGACCACCUGUACUGUACCAGGCGGUUCGGCGGUUCCCUCCUCUUCCCUGCAAGAAUCAUUGCCCAGCUCCAGCCAGCAUGGACAGCCUCGAGUGCAGCCGAAACCCUGUUGCUCACCGGCGCGAUUUUCAACCCCUCCAGACCAGGAUCUGUCCCCCACCAACCUCAAAGCUCCCAACUGAAAAAGCCCCUCACUGCCACUACAUCAACCCUCUACAUUCCUCACUACCUCCUCUUCCUCCUCCAAAGCCACACCCACAAAGAAGAUAAAACUAUCACGCAUACAAAAGCAGGUGAGCUACCAUCGUUCCUCCCGUUCUUUCUCAACGACUAA